AUGAACUCUCCUUCGCAGGUCACGGCUGACCCCACUUUCUCUUCACCUCAUCCGUCGGCCCUGUCUGCAGGUACGCCCAUUCCAUGGCUGCCGCUGCCACCGCCGUCCUCAGCAGGGUCGUCGGCCAUGAUCGCAUCAGAUGCGAGCGAGCGCUGGGCAGCCGCGCUGCAGAGCGUGCCCUACCUACACUCCAUCCUGGAGGGACCGACAUUCACCGUGUACCGGCCGCCCACCGUGAUUCAGCUGAGUGAGGCUACGGGUUGCUCCGUCAGCAAGUUGGCCGGCGCAUACAGCGACUUGCCGGUCAUCACACUCACUAAGAUUGUCUCGACCGGUUACCAGGAGAAAGCGGCGCCCGAAGCAGCAGCACUCAGUCUCAACUCCGAUGCCUUCGAGUAUCUGCAGCUGUCGCCGACGGACGACUCGCUGGAGAUGGCCGCCAAGGCGCUGAUGGCGCGCCGUCCCGUGCCGGACGCAGAGGAGAUCUUUUGGGAGGCCGAAUACUGGGAGACGCUGAGCAGAGUUAGGCGUCAGGCGCAAGAGGAGAAGGAGGGCCUCCGAGAGAAGAAGCGGGCUCAGAGGGAGAGAAGGGCAAUGAUGGGAGCCAGCAACAGCAGCGUCGGGGUGCCGUCGUCGAGGAUGGGCGCGGCAACGACGCAGUCCUCCAUGAACUCGCCCUCGUUCGCUACGCCGCACAGUCGCCAGGGCUCCCUUGGAGGACCACCCGGCGACUGCGGUGACGGUUCACCCGCGAACCUGCAUAUACAGACAGCAGCGCAGCGCACCGCAAAGGGUCUACUGCGCCGAGCACGGUACAACGAGGCCCACAACCCGGCCCAGCGCAUGCUCGUGCGGUCAGGGUCGCUGUUGUCGCAGAGUAGCGCGACGCAGUCGGUGGUUCGCUGCCGCACUCGCCCCCGCCAUGACUCUAUCACUUCCCUGCAUACAUUGUCCGGCGCGCGGGGGUUUCAGUAUCCCCUGUCAUCCUUCGCGAGCGACGAUGGGCGAAGCGCAACCAGCGACUCGUUUAGAACGCUACCCACGCACAUCGGUCGCAGCUGUCCGUCGCGUGAGCUGCUGGCAACCAGUCUGGAGCUCGAGUUGUCUGCAUCCGGCGAGCCAGCCAACACAGACACCACCAUACGCGUCGGCCCUGCGUCAGCCGAGGGAGCGAAGGUUGACACCGCGGCUACUCCUGAAGUAUCCCCGCCCCAAAACGACGGCGGCUCACCCAUCGCUUCCCAAGAAGUUACGAAGAAGCGGCCACCUAGCGCUUUGGCGGCCGCGUCACUGCACUCGUUGUCCUCUAUGCAGGCUUUGUCGAAUCACUCUCCAGGCUGCCGGCGACGUCGUAGCACGAAUAGUCUCAUCCGCACCAGCACCACCUCUCCGAAGACCUGGGCCAUGGUUCGGAACUCCGUGACACAUGCCCCGCCGACCAACCCAACCCCCAUGCCGCUCUCAGAGCCACUUGCACUGGAGCGCACUCCGCCGUCACCGCUGCGGGGCAGAAGUAACAGAAAAAACAAAGAUACGUCUCUUUCACCUCGACCUGCAGGCGCAAAGUGUAGGCGUGUGGGGAAGAAGCGGCCAGAGGCCGAGGGAGAGUCCGAGGAGUGUGGUGGGGCUUCGGGACUGCAACCUCAGCUCCUCUCUCUCUCGAAGAUGCAUCGAAGGUCUGGUGGGCAGUCCUUGACUGGUGUAUCUCCCGCGCCGGUGGAUGCGCAGCCGAACUCUCGGUGCACCACAGCACGACCCUCGUCCGGCACCAUCAAUAGAUCAGCUACUGCCAGCCCCUGCUCGCGCCCUUCGGGGGGCACGCCUAGAAAGUCACCCCAGACUGCACCCGUGACCACUGCCGCAGUAGGAGCGAGUAAAAUAAAGAGCUCGUUUGCCGCACCGUCUCGGGUAGCGCGAGAAGCCACUGUCAAAGCCUCAACUAGCAGCGUCGGUGCACCUUCCACCGCAGCUGACGCAAAGGUGAAGAAGGGCGGGGUCAAGAAAGUCGCGACCAAGGCUGAUCUGAAGCUUAUGUCUCUGCACCCGAAUACAGCUCAACCGCUGCCUGGAUGCCGCGUGGAUGGCGAUUCUGUUCCGGCCAAGGACUUGAGUCAUCCCUCGAUGCCACCACGUACUGCUGCCGUGACAGCUACGGCAUCGUCUGCGCUACCGCAUCUUUCUCUCUCUUCCUCGAUUCUGCAGAAAGCUCGAGUGCCACUUGCACCGGUGCCCAUGCCGCCGCCGCAAGCAGGGCCUGCUGCCAUGCCAUCGGCUAUCACCACCAUCUCCGCUGUCACGACGCCCUCACCAAAUAGCACGACGCCACGAAGGACGGAAACAACUGUGCCCUCGUCGCGCGCCCCGACUCGAGAGGUAACCCUGUCGCUGCACUUUGAGCAGGCCGCGGUGGACAUGCGUGCCACGUCGCCGGCAGCCUCCAAAGGUGGUGCUGCCACAGCGUCGUCCACAACAUCACGUAUGACCGUCGCUCCGCCUACAGCUCCGAAGCCAUCCUCCACUGUCGCAACUCCGCGCAGAAAUGGUGAGGUGCCGCUCGCAAGCGACCACCACACUACGGCGACGACGAGUGAAAGGAGCGCCAAGGGGGAGGCGGCAACGCCACCUGCAGUGGUGUCUGACACUGCCUCAGAGGAUGACGCGGUACCGGCUCAGCUGGGCAACGACCGGGCAGACGAGAGUGCUACGGUGCCUCCCUCUUCCUCCUUUACUCUUCCUACUGCUCCUGUUGCUGGACGAGACGCACGUAGCGCAUCCCAGGGCGGUGCGGUGGCCGGCUCGGGGCCUUCGAAAAACGAAGUCAAGAAGAAAGCGUCCAGUUGCUGCGCCGUCGCGUAG
Molecule: messenger RNA, 2856 nt
Organism: Leishmania braziliensis MHOM/BR/75/M2904
Lineage: Eukaryota; Euglenozoa; Kinetoplastea; Trypanosomatida; Trypanosomatidae
Exons: 1
Coding region: 1-2856 (951 amino acids)
Source: RefSeq, a predicted model, not a curated record